Molecule: messenger RNA, 3908 nt
Organism: Enhydra lutris kenyoni (northern sea otter)
Lineage: Eukaryota; Metazoa; Chordata; Mammalia; Carnivora; Mustelidae
Product: carbohydrate sulfotransferase 10
Exons: 8
Coding region: 339-1484 (381 amino acids)
Biological process (GO): proteoglycan biosynthetic process; carbohydrate biosynthetic process
Cellular component (GO): membrane
Molecular function (GO): sulfotransferase activity
Source: RefSeq, a predicted model, not a curated record
AUCCCGGGCCGGGCGGGCCGCGGCGCGGAGGCCGCCGGUGGCGGCGCCGAGGCCUCCGGGCGGCGGGGCGGGCCUCCAGCGCUCCCGGGACGCCAGGACCCCGCGCGCUUCGCCCCCGGGCCCGCGAGGUCCGGGCAGAGCUUCGCCGCCAGCGGCGCGGAAGGGCUAGAGGACCCCGGCGAGCUCGGGCUCCGCAGUGGUGACAGGAGGAACUAGGAAUCUCAGGCAAAGCAAAUUCUGCAAGCAAAUGUGGAUCCCAGGCCUCAGAAGGUAUGUGAAGGAGAAUCAUGACCUGCUGAGGAUUGGCGCACCGUGCCUCACUCCCGGGCAGUGACAGCAUGAAAAACACCCACCCCCAGGGUUCUGCGCAGACUCUUGCAGGAAGAAUUACUGAAUGGCUGACAUUUGACAACAUGCACCACCAGUGGCUUCUGUUGGCCGCAUGCUUUUGGGUGAUUUUCAUGUUCAUGGUGGCUAGCAAAUUUAUCACAUUGACCUUUAAAGACCCUGAUGCAUACAGCACCAAACAGGAGUUCCUGUUCCUGACAGCUGUGCCAGAUGCGGGGAAGUUGCCCGGAGAGAAGCACUUUCCUGAGGAACUGAAGCCCACUGGGAAGGUGCCUUCAGACAGCCGGCUUGUUCAACCCCUCGUCUAUGUGGAGCGCCUGGAACUCAUCAGAAACGUCUGCAGGGAUGAAGCCCUGAAGAAUCUCUCGCACACCGCGGUCUCCAAGUUUGUCCUGGACCGGAUAUUCGUCUGUGACAAGCACAAGAUUCUUUUCUGCCAGACUCCUAAAGUGGGCAACACCCAGUGGAAGAAAGUGUUGAUCGUGUUAAAUGGAGCUUUUCCUUCCAUUGAAGAGAUCCCUGAAAAUGUGGUUCAUGACCAUGAGAAGAAUGGCCUCCCUCGUCUAUCUUCCUUCAGUGAUGCAGAAAUUCAGAAGCGCUUGAAAACGUAUUUUAAGUUUUUUAUUGUCAGAGAUCCCUUCGAAAGACUGAUUUCUGCAUUUAAAGAUAAGUUUGUUCACAACCCCCGCUUUGAGCCAUGGUACAGGCACGAGAUUGCCCCGGGCAUCAUCAGGAAAUACAGGAAGAACCGCACAGAGACCAGGGGCAUCCAGUUCGAAGAUUUUGUACGGUACUUGGGCGAUCCAAACCACAGAUGGCUGGACCUUCAGUUUGGGGACCACAUCAUUCACUGGGUGACGUAUGUUGAACUGUGCGCACCCUGCGAGAUAAAGUACAGUGUGAUCGGUCACCAUGAGACCCUGGAGGACGAUGCCCCCUACAUCUUAAAAGAAGCCGGCAUAGACCACCUGGUGUCUUACCCCACCAUCCCUCCAGGCAUUACCGUGUACAAUAAAACCAAGGUGGAGCGCUACUUCCUGGGCAUCAGCAAACGGGACAUCCGGCGCUUAUAUGCACGUUUUGAAGGGGACUUUAAACUCUUCGGGUAUCAGAAGCCAGAUUUUUUGUUAAACUAAUGUAUAGAACUGUGAAUUCAAAUAUCUGUUAGACCAGAGGCUAACCAGGUGGGAGAUGUGAGCACAGAAAAGUCCUGUCCUCCACUCCACUCUUUCUGGAGACGCCGCAGCCUCCCAUGGACCUGGGCAUGCCUCGGCCGAUGAAGCUGGACCCUGACCGUUACAACUUAGUUUGGACAUAAGGUGCACUGAAGGCUCUGGCAGAUCCCCCCUCGGUCCCCUCCCCUAUCAAUGCCAUUAGGCCUUUACUCUCCUCAGAAGGGGAAUGGGACCAAACAUUUGCAAUCCGACAGUCUAGGAAGAAAAAUUACAUGGUGGAGGAGUCAUUUCCCUCCUUUGUCAGACCCACUAGAGGCUCCCCUGGAGAGGGAGGUGGUCCCGCCCGUCACUGAAGGAUUGCAAGAAUGGCACCCAGCACUUUGAGGAGAGAUGGAGAAGCUAAUGGUCUGCAAAAAUCACAGGGGGCUAAUACAGGAUCAAAUCUGAGUAAUAAAAUUACACCUGGCUUUCAUCUUGGCGCUGCUAUAAUCACAGAGGCAAACCAUUCUUUCCAUGACUCUUUUGUUCCUGUGAAACUCAGAGGUGACCCGAGGGUACUUUUCAGCAGUCCAUCUUUCCAGGAUCUAUGCCUAGGUACCUCUAGUCCAUGUUUCUAAACUGCCUGCCAAACAGUUGUCUCCCCUCAGCCCAAGAGAUGCAACUUUGGAAAGGGGUGUGUAUAUUCUUGUGUAUAUUCUUUCCACCUGAGAGAGGGAACAUCUUGGGGGGCCUUAAGGGACAUGUAGCAGGGGGAAAGGGAAUGCUGGUUGGGUUCUGGCGCUCCAGCUGCUGUGGGAUUGAGCACGCCUACUCUGAUUAUUCUCCUCUUUGUUGCCUCUGGAUGGACAAUGCCUAUCUGCAGGGCCCUCCGAGGCCAGAGGCAAGCCUGGGCCCCAGGCCGGCACCGCAGAAUCAGUGCAGUGUACACAUGCCAGUUUCCUUUCAUCUCCUCAAAAGACUUACCACUGGACCCAUUUCUGAUAAGGCCAUUGUCCUGGACUCUUAAGUUGGAUAAUCAAAUUCACCAGCAAUAAAACCCCGGGCCGAGGCGUCUUCCAGGCAUGGAGGCUUCCAUAGCUACUGUUUCAGAUGUCUGUGACAGUGAGGGCUCCGGGGAGACCGGCCAGGCUUCCCUGUGAGAAGUCCUGAGGGCCCGAGUCCGUGUGGUGCCCACGAGCCCAGGUUUUCUUAAGGCAGCCUCAACCUCCCCCUUCUCCAAAUGGCUUCCUGAGUUUGUAAAUGUGAAAGUAAAAGGAAAUAAAAAAUAUGUGCCAAACCUGCCAUGUGCUGCAGUUCCAGGGAACGUGCUCUGUGGCUACAUGUGGUCCUUGAGGCCCGGCGGAAGUGAGGGGCGGCUCUGGCCGCUUAGAUGGCUGCUGGUGACAGGACUGUGGAGGGGAGGCAAGGCUUGAGCGUGACCGUUGGCUGCGUUGAUGAAGGGCAGCCAGUGUGGUAGCCUUUUAUCCUCAACUGACACGCAAAGGAUGUAAAGGAGUUAUUUUCUAGGAAGUUUUAGCGGAGUCUUGUUAAAAUCAUCUCAUACCUGAUGAGCUGAUUACCUCUUUCUGUUUGAAACGUAAGUCUGAAUAACAUGUGAAUUUAAGGCCUUAAAGUCAGUCCUAAUUUAAAAAGAUAGCACUUCCUUUUAGAAACAAAAGGUUGGACACUGGGGUGCCAGCCCCACCCCCUACUUCUGGCAUUUAGAUUUAGGUCAUUUUUCUCUAGCAUUUCGUUCAUUUUCCUAACAUUUUGCCAAAGGAGUAGAGACUGCCACCACAACCUCUCCUGGGCAUUCCACAGUGUGUCCAAAACCUGCAUUCCUGCAGCCCUCCCUACCCAGCGGGGCUCCUGACCCUGCACGGCCCCCUGGAACUAUGCAGCCCCUCAGCCCUCACCAUUCACUGAGGACGUCUGGCUUCCUUCCACCUCCAGAACUCACUGCCUCCCUUCGGAGCCUGAGACAGCGUCCAUGCCUCUGUCUCCUGAAGCAGCUUUAUCCUCCGACACUGCUCAGAGGGAGAUUAAUGGCAGAAACCUGGAGCAAACCUGACUGCCUCUUUCCUGGUGUCCUUACUGGCAACAGCCAGGACCUCCCUCUCCCAACAGUCCCAAUCAAUGGGACCCUUCUCCGCUGCCCCCCACACUCCCCCACCCCACCACUGCUGUGAGGCCAGGCCAGAGGGGUGCCCCACCUGCCAGGGAGCAUGUCCUCUGCCUCUGGGUAAGGAAGAGAUGGGCAGCCAGAGGGCAACCCCUGGGAAAGUCUAGAUGAGAACUCAGAAGUAACAUUAAGCCCGGAUUUAAAAGAAGUAAGAAGCCACUCUGCGUCCCAGGAGUGGUCUUAAGAUAGGAAGGGCAAUCCCUAUCUUAAGUUUAAAAGUUUAA